AUGGGUAAAACCAAACGGGCUCCCUUCGGUGGGCAACAAAUUACUUCCAACACCUCAACAGCAACAAAUUUUCCUACUUUUUUUGUAAUUAAAAGAUCAUCGGACACUAAUGAAACAUUUCAUUCUGUUUCUCCGUUUUUAGUGGAAAAGGCUAUUACUAGUACUGUUGGUGAAGUCAAAAGCACUAAAAAGCUCAGAUGCGGUGAUUUACUGGUCGAAGUAUGUUCUCGCAAGCAAUCUCAACAAAUUGUUAAAAUGAAAGCACUUUCAAAUAUCCCGGUCACUGUUUCUCCCCAUGCAUCUCUGAAUUCCUCUAAAGGAGUCAUUUCCUGUGGGGAGCUGUUCAAUGUUCCGAUUGAAGAAAUCACAAAAAAAUUGCAAACACAGGGGUUGAGCCAUGUACGGCGUAUUUCUAUACGGAGAGAUGGCCAGCUUCUGAACACUAAACAUUUAAUUUUGACGUUUACUUCCUCUAAAUUACCAGAUCACAUAAAAGCCGGUUAUAUGCGCCUUGCUGUCAGACCUUAUAUUCCCAAUCCAUUACGUUGUUUCAAGUGCCAACGCUUCGGGCAUUCCAAAUCUUCUUGCCGCGGGACUUUGACUUGUGCCCGUUGUGCAGAAGUCGGUCACGACAGUACUGAUUGCAUUGCUCAAGAGAAGUGUGUGAAUUGCAAAGGGGUAAUGCAAUGA
Messenger RNA from Argiope bruennichi, 690 nucleotides. RefSeq lists its product as uncharacterized. Bases 1 to 690 code for a protein of 229 amino acids. Gene Ontology annotation, molecular function: zinc ion binding; nucleic acid binding. NCBI's taxonomy places the organism in Eukaryota, Metazoa, Arthropoda, Arachnida, Araneae, Araneidae. The transcript has a single exon. The record is from RefSeq and is a predicted model, not a curated record.